AGUGGGCUGUGGUUGCCUGGCUCUUGCCAAGGAUCGAUCUGGAUAACUAACUCUUUGGGAUCUUUCAGUCAGUUUGAUUCCUUAAUCGCUGUGGAUGUGGGAUGUGUGCGAGUGCCGCGGAGUGGAUACACGAUAGUGGAUGUUCCAAGUGCGAGCAGCUGAUCGAUGGAUGGAUGCUUACAUUAGCAGCGUGGGAUAGCAGGAUUUUAUCAUAGAAUACAGACCACACGUGGUACUGGUUCUUGUGUGCGAACUGUAGAGCUCUGUAGUCUGUGGUAGGUGUAAUACAAAGUUUAAGUAACUUUGAGCGAUUUAUAUAAAAACAACACUUUUAUGUCACAUUUUGGUAAGUUAUGUAGAUUUUAUCCGCCUAUUUUUCGACUCCUCUUUAAAAAAAAUUCCCAUAAAGACUGGGUGUUUCGGACUGUCGAAAAUGUUUUUAAAAAACACACGAAAGAAAAAAAAGAUUUGACUUCUAAAUAAUAUUUGAUUAUAGACGGAUGUUUAAUUGAUAUUAUUGGAUGUGAAGAGCAAUUUCAAAAGAUGCUCUACCUGAAACAAAUACUUAAUAUUAGCUGACAUCAAUAGGUUUCAUACUUGGUGUGUCCGUAUUGGAAGCUAAUAGAAAUAUAACCCUAUUAACCUUUGCGAUAAACCAAACCAUUGGUAAUAGUUAACGAUAAGUAUAAGAUUAACACUAGACCCUUAGGCCAACUUUUUAUUCUUGAGAUCCGACACUGACCUCUGCAACAUAUGAAUCAGUCGGGCGCCCCCCUCCCCCCAAACCAACACCCUACCCCCCUCCCCGAAAAUGCCUUAAAGCCUUGUUUUUGAAAAGAUGAUAACACGUCCAUAGAAUAAUUUAGACGCAAACGUUUGUUGUAGCAACCAUGUCCCCUAUCUCUGUCUUAACAUGUGUCUUGUCUUCAUGGAAUGUACCGAGCGCAACGUUUUACUUACGUCUGGAAUGAGCUAAAGUGUAUGUACCGAGCUAAUGAAAUUAACUAUAAGCAAGUAUCGUAGGGAAUGAAAUGUCAGUGCGUAUCGAAUCGAAUUAAGUUUACCUACGUAUCAAAUGAAUUUCAUUUUAUGCUAUCCAGGUUUAAGCUUAUUUUUAUGAGUUUUAUUGUUUUGUAAGACACAUCCUCCUUGUAAGACACACCCUCAUUAUAAGACACCCGCACCUUGUAAGAAGCAACCCCCCUUGUAAGACAACCCCUCCUUGUAAGACACCCCUUCCUUGUAAGACACCCCCUCCUUGUAAGACACACCCUCCUUGUAAGGCACACCGUCUUUGUAAGACACACCCUCCUUGUAAGACACCCGCUCCUUGUAAAUGUCAUUAAAACAUUGUCUUCAUUAUUUAUGAGCAGUAGACGACAAUCUCAUCGUACAGCUACCGCUGUGAUAAAAUGCGACUUAACUUGAUAACAAAUGAUGAGGCAUUGGAAACAGAAUGGUAAAACUUGAGUCUUGGCGGCCGUUCUGCAGUCCAUGAUGUUGGAUUAUGUUUACGUGGCUAAAACGGGUAAUCACAUUCCAUAUUAACGCCAGCCCUUCGUCAUUCAACACUAUACGUGAGUUUACAAUAAGAUUGAAGUAUAAUAAAUGAAAGGCUGCGUUCAAGCUAUGUGACGGAAAUAGUAGAACACGUUAUUUUGGCAGCUUGAAUCGAAAGACAGGACGGUGAGAUAAGAACGUUCCGGCAAAGAGCCUCCCUCGGCAGACAGGACAAAUGAAAAAAACGACAAGAAGUGGAAACUAGCUUACAACUUAAGAGUGAUCGCCAUUGUUAUAGCCGGAAGUUGGAUGUUACAAACAUUUUAAAUAUUGGACUAUAAGCGAGACAUUCACUCAUUAUGAAAGUGGGCGCAAGACAUUUACUAAUUAUAAGAGUGGGCGCAAGGCAUUCACUAAUUAUAAGUGUGCUCGCAAGACAUUCACUUAUUAUAAGCGUGGUCGCAAGGCAUUCACUCAUUUUAAGAGUGAACAAAAGACAUUCACCAAUUAUAAGAGUGGGCGCUAGACAUUCACUCAUUACAAGAGUGGGCACAAGACAUUCACUAAUUAUAAGAGUGGACACAAGCCAUUCACUCAUUAUAAGAGUGGGCAAAAGACAUUCACCAAUUAUUAGAGUGGGCACAAGACAUUCACCAAUUAUAAGAGUGGGCGCUAGACAUUCAAGUAUUCUGGGCGCAACGAUCCUCGAACUCUUCAUAACGACAUUAAUAUUUAACAUGUUGUUAUCGAAGAAUCAUAAUGCAGGUAUAAAGCUGUCAACUGCCAUUCAAUUCAUGCAAUAGUCAGAAACCAAACCUGUUGCAACAGGUGAAGUCGGCUGAGAUCUGUAUUUAUUUCAGACCCCCCCCCCCGGUGUAAAACGACGCGCCCCGGGGGGCAUCAUGGGACGGGUCAACGGUAUCUCAUGUCUAUCCUGCCCUUGAGGGCGGGGGGGGGGGGGGGAGGGCACGGGUCCCGGGUUCUCUCUGUUUGGGGCUUUAUCAUGGCUCAUUUUGUCCCUGGUCUCGUCACAGGUUUUCAAAUUCUUUGCUCAAAGGUGUAAAACGACGCGCCCCGGGGGGCAUCAUGGGACGGGUCAACGGUAUCUCAUGUCUAUCCUGCCCUUGAGGGCGGGGGGGGGGAGGGAGGGCACGUGUCCCGUGUUCUCUCUGUUUGGGGCUUUAUCAUGGCUCAUUAUGUCCCUGGUCUCGUCACAGUGUUUCAAAUUCUUUGCUCAACGCUCAAGUAAUCGCCCCCGGGCUUUGUUUGUGGAGAUUCAAGCGACAAGCUCGGCUCAGUCAGAAAAAGGAUUUUUUUUUAAAUUUAAUGUUUCUUAUUUUGAGGCCGUCGUAAGAUCCACUGCAACCUGAUCACUGGAAAUAUGUUCCAGGGGGUUUUUUUUUCUUUUUUGUACUGAAUGCCAUUUAGGUGUGGCAGGUAACCAUGAUGGUUUAAUCAAGAGAUUUCUUGUCGACAUAAACGGCUUUAUACAGUCUACAGUAAAGCCAGGCUUAAAAGAGACAUCUGAUUUAAAUACAGGAACCUUGUUAUGUACCUGUUGACAGAAUAAAAGAAAAAAAAAUUUGGUGGUAAGACUUAGUCACAUACUAUGAGAGGUCGACGAGACGGUCGAAAUGACAAUGGACAUUAUGGGCCAAAAUAUGACGUUAAGUUCAUACAUAAUUUUUUACUUUCAUUUUCUCCUACACAUCUUUAGAAAUUUCUAUUAAAAUAAAAUACAUUUUUUUACGAUAACAGAACUUUUAAAAAAAAAUGUACAAGUAUAGUAAUCAAAUUGUAUACAGCUGGUUUAAACAUUGACCGAAAGCUAAUGCGAUAGAUAACAUGCCAAUAAGCAAACAAACAAAAUGAAAUAAAAAUCAAGACCAUAUGCCACCCAUGAUAAAAUUGACGAAUAACUUUACCACGUGAUAUGCUUAUUUAAAUACGAUACGGUUCUUUUAUCAAUCAAAAAAAAAAUGAGAUAAGUAUUUUGAUGACUAUGUGCAUCUUGAUUUUCUGAACAUACAUAACUGUUCUUACAAAGACUAACCUUUUUAAACUAGGGCAUUUUAACAAAAGACAUCUUUAUAGCAAUUUAACGCAGGGCAUCUACAUAUCAAUUUAACGCAGGCCAUAUACGUAACAAUUUAACAGGACAUAUACAUAACAAUUUAACACAGGACAUAUACAUAACAAUUUAACAGAGGACAUAUACAUAACAAUUUAACAGAGGACAUAUACAUAACAAUUUAACAGAGGACAUAUACAUAACAAUUUAACACAGGACAUAUACAAACAAUUUAACACAGGACAUAUACAUAACAAUUUAACAGAGGACGUAUACAUAACAAUUUAACACAAAACAACUGCAACAAAUUGUAACACAGGAAAAUUGCAUAACAAUUUAACACAGGACAUCUACAUAACAAUUUAACACAGUACAUCUACAUAACAAUUUAACACAAGAUAUUUUCAUAACAAUUUAACACAGUACAUAUACAUAAAAAAUUAACACAGGACAUCUACAUAACAAUCUAAAACAGGACAUGUAUCUACAAAACAAUUUAACACAAGACACCUAUAGUAUUUCUUAAGCGCCAUGUUCAGCCAUCAUAUGCCAGGGAACUUCACUCAAAGUUCAGCCGUCAUAUGCCAUGGAACUUCACUCAAUUCGUGACAAUACUGAGUAUAAGAGCAGUUAUUUAGAUUUUUUAACAGCCGGGAGAGCACACUGGCAAUUUCUGAAGGAUUGGGGAACAAAUAAAUUUUUAAAUCUUUCCGUUCUAACUUUGAGGAAAAGAAUUUGCCCCGAUCGACAUGAUGUGAGGCAUCUGUGAUGAACAAGGGGGUGGGGGUGGGGGUGGGGGUGGGGUGGUGGGAGUAUACGGUAAAAGGUUUUAAGUUUUACACAUGCAUAUUUCUUCAAGCUGAUUUGAGCUACAUUACCGGCUUUCUUGUUAAGGUUAUAUAAUCGGCGCUAAUGAAACACAAAAAAACGGCGAAUUUCCCCAGCAGCAGCAGCAGGUUAUACUGAAGGUUAGUGGACUUCCAAUUGUUGCACUAUAGAAUGUGUCAAUAAUUGGUUUGUUAGCGCCAAAAUAUUGUGUAAUGUUUUAAGAAACCAAACGUCUUUGGUUAAUUUUUUAUAUAUAGGAUUGGUCCGUGGAAAUAUCAUGUUAUCUUAUUACUUUUGAGCACAAUUAAACUUUCAAUUAUGCUAAAGAAUCAGAUCAGUUGCAUUUUCGUAAAAAAAUGUACCUUUACUUCAUUUUUUAAUUAAACUGCUUCAAAAUGUCUUUGAGUAAUAGGCGACUUGCAUAUGGUUUAACGGCGAUACACUUUAUAAUUUACAUUCCUUUAUUGCUAUUAUAUAAAAAUGAUAUAAAGAAAAAUACAGUUAAAUACCAUUAACAAAAUUAGUUGUACUUGUAAAAGACUUUAAUUGCCUUGUAGAAUACAAUUAACAUGAUACUAGACAGAUUCAAAAUGUCUUUGAGUAAUAGGCGAAUUGCAUAUGGUUUAACGGCGAUACACUUUAUAAUUUACAUUCCUUUAUUGCUAUUAUAUAAAAAUGAUAUAAAGAAAAAUACAGUUAAAUACCAUUAACAAAAUUAGUUGUACUUGUAAAAGACUUUAAUUGCCUUGUAGAAUACAAUUAACAUGAUACUAGACAGAUUCAAAAUGUCUUUGAGUAAUAGGCGAAUUGCAUAUGGUUUAACGGCGAUACACUUUAUAAUUUACAUUCCUUUAUUGCUAUUAUAUAAAAAUGAUAUAAAGAAAAAUACAGUUAAAUACCAUUAGCAAAAUUAGUUGUACUUGUAAAGACUUUAAUUGCCUUGUAGAAUACAAUUAACAUGAUACUAGACAGAUUUUGUCGGUUGUUUCUCAGCGCCUAUUUUAAUCAUUGAUACAAAAAUAGAAACACUUUAAAACUAAACGAGAAGAUAAGAAAUACAUUGUAAAAAUAACACCAAAUGACUUAGUUUCAAUGGUACACAUUUACUCUAAGAAAAGAUGACACGUGGCCCAUCAUUUUCUGCACACGUUAGAACGGCUGUUCACUCACCCCUCAUAAAACUGUAGACACAGUCACAUUUAAAAAAAAUAUAUAUUUUUUUAAUUCCAAUCCUAAACUUUGCGAUUUUUUUGAACAUUUUGAUUUGUAAAGUAGUAAACCAGGUGAAUGUGACGAGUUUCAACCUCCCUUUAAGCGUUGGACCAACAUAUAAUUCUAUAUGCGUCCCGGGAAGUAGAUUUAUUUAUAAGCUUUUACAUUCCCGUUAUCAAAACUUUGUAUUACACAUUGUGCACACGCAACUAAUGGAAAGUUAGUAAAAAUAGAUCACACGCUUAGAACAAAUUUAAACUCCUCCCAGCCCUCAAGAAUAUAUAAAAAUAAUAAAAAUAAAUUAAUUUUUAAAAAAAACAACAACAAUUGGGCAAAGUUGGACAAAAGUCGAUAAGAUUAAGCGAUACAAAUCAACUGUAAAUCUUUUACUCUUAUUUCGAGUAGAUAAAUAAAACAUGACACUAUCAGUUCCAGGUCGUACUAGAAAAAUGAUUUGAAUACUCGGUUGAUAUUGAGGUUUCCCAGCAAUGUCAGUGGAGGCAGAGACCCCCCGCGCGAGUGUUGAAUGCCACUGUCACGCACCAUUGUCAAGACCUUCUGGUACUCCUUCCGGCGUGGCGUCCUUGAUGUAUGAGUCUAUAAAUAACGUGGCAUAUUUUAUUUUACUUCUAUGAUGACACGCUUUAUUUCUCAGACUACAGUUCAGAGUGGCUCAAUUUCAAGUGUUACACAAUUAUAAAUUUUUUGCUAAAUUUCGGAGAUAAAAUAAAUAUAUUAUGGACAUAAAAGGAAAUUUUGACCGUGUAACACCGGCGACUAAUUACCUUAGACAAGAGAGAUGGAGCACGUCUCUCUCUAUCCGACUCAUAUGGAUGCUGACAUUGUUCAUUAUUUGUUUCAAUAUAAAAAAAUAAAUAAUAACAAUUGAAUCCUCGGAUGCAUUAAGUUUGUUAUUACAAAACUAUUUUAACAAUUAUUUGUUAAUUUUUUAUUUUUUUUACAAUUUAAGCAUUUUUUUGCAAUUCAAUUUUAAGUCUAAUGUUUAGCCUUAAUGUAGAUAUCAGGCCAAGUUUUAGCUUUAAAAUAAAAAAUUAUUUACAGAAACGAAACUAUGAUUUUGAUUUGAAGAACGUCACCAAACACUGAGGGUUUACUGACAGGAAUUCCCCGGUGUUUAAUCCCUUGUUUAUUUGUUGUUGAAGAACGUAAUGGGUUUUUAUGGUAGACCAUUAAUUUUUUGUUAAACAGUUUCUUUAUAGGUGGCUUACGUAUAAUGUCCGUUAAAAGGGGGGAGUCUAGGAAUCGGUAGCUCAUGCAUAUUUGGUUUCAACUAAAUGUGACUUAUAUAAAGUGAGGUGUAGUAUAUGUCUCAUUUAGUCGGCUCUUCCUAUUGCACAUAGCUGAGUGCAUGUAUUUUGAAUGAUAAUUUCGUUUGUAUUAGCUGUUCAGUAGCUCAUUCUGCUGUUUAAAUUUCCUUAGAUAGCGAUGGGUAUUUAUGCAGUCAAUGGUUUUGUCGUUUCUGAUUAUUGAUGAGCAGGAAAUUAUGACACAUGGAGUUGAUCUAUUUUGGUAUUUGCAUAGCUCAGUGGAGCCCGGGGUGCCCUGGGGAGUCGCAGUUACCUCUCAGGGGCGCCAAGAAACUUGUAUAGAAAAUGUUAAUACCCCCCCCCAUUUAAUAUAUAUAUAUAUAUAUAUUAUAAAUAUAUAUAUAGUGUGGAGAGUUCGGCCGGGGGCGUCUGACCAGGGAUUACCGGCCGUCUGCCGGUCGUCUGACCAGGUACAGCCGGCGCCAUCUGACCAGGGAUCACGAUCGACGGAUCAAGCCAUCUGACCAGGGCAUUUACCUGGGACGUCUGGUUGGUUGGUAACCUGGCGCCGAUUGAGAAAAAGGGGCGGGGCGAGUACAGACCUGGGAAGGGAACUCUAUGAACCAGGGACUUAUAAAUAGGGACCUCUGGACGGGACGAGAUAGAGCGCGGCCGGACAGAGAAGCAGAUAGCAGGGAGAGCUCCGACGGUAGAGGAAGAGGGCAGUCAGAGUUGUGAGAUGAGAGAAAGUAUAAGCGAAGUGUCAGCCUAAUAAAGAACAAGAUUAUAAUCAUCAAUUGUUAUUGCCUGAGUUGUUUCCUUAGUGAAUGCCAGAUAUAGAUGACGGUUAGCAGAGAGUAAGCAAGGUUUCCUUACAAUAUAUAUAUAUAUAUAUAUAUAUAUAUAAAUAUAUAUAUAUAUAUAUAUAUAUAUAUAUAUAUAUAUAUAUAUAUAUAUAUAUAUAUUUGCAAUGUAUUUGUAAGAAUUGAACAUUGGGCACCCUGCGAAAAACCUGGCGUAAGCAAAGCAGCCGAGAAUUUAAAAAGAAAAAAGUUUGCUAACCUCUGGCAUAUGAAGUAACAUUUUCAAAAUUGUAUAAAUAUAUAUUUUUUUUAAAAUGUUUCACUCUCAUUUUAUCUUUACUGUUAAUCUCUUUAAAUAAUCUGGAGAUAGGCACAAAUGAAAUUCUUUCUUACACUCGCCUUAAGAUUAACGUUUAUAGGAAACUCAAAAUUGCAAGAAAAAUAGGUAAAAAGAAAAUACUGCAUUGCAGCAACAGCGCGUUCUUCAGGGAGCUUGUAAUUAUCAUUAGAUAUAUAGACAUAAUAUGUAUCAAUGGGAGCUUGCUACUAAAAUCAAUAAAUUAAAAAAACAAAAGUUUUUCUCACAGUGAAUAUACUUUUGUUUAAAAACAAAAAAAGGUUAAAUUUAAUUUGUGAAUGAUAGACUGUUUACGUAUAUAAUUGUUAUGGACCUUUGUUGAAUGAAGAGUAAUUUUACAAAUAAGAUACAUAAAAAGAUAAAAUAUGGACCAAACCAACAUAUUAAAUAGGCUACGUAUGAUUUACGCUAGCAAUUUGUUUGUCAAAAAAUGUCGUGCUCCGUUAUUGAAAAAAAAAAAAAAAAAAAUGUAUGUAGAUUCUUAAAAAAAAAAAAAACCAUUGCUCUUUAUAAGACAGCUUUGCGUCUUAAGAUUGUCGUAGGUCCUCUAAUAUUCAACAAAGCCCCUAUAAAUCUCAGGAUUUUCAUAGGUCCACCAAUAUUUAAAAAAAGCCCUUAAAAAUAUCAGGAUUGUCAUAGGUCCACCAAUAUUAAACAAAGCCCCUAAAAAUCUCAGGAUUGUCAUAUGCUCUGGAUUGAGACCGUAUAUUUAUACAUUGGAUAGUAGAGGACGUUUCUUCAGUCGUUUAUGGGUCUCUCCAUGUCAUUUAUUGUAGUGAAUGUAGCAUGCAUGUCUAAAAGAGUGUAGUCUCACCAAACAGCUCUACUGGAUAUGAUGACCGGCUGGUUCAGACAUAAGUCGUUUAUGGGUCUCUCCAUGUCAUUUAUUGUAGUGAAUGUAGCAUGCAUGUCUAAAAGAGUGUAGUCUCACCAAACAGCUCUACAGGAUAUGAUGACCGGCUGGUUCAGACAUAAGUCGUUUAUGGGUCUCUCCAUGUCAUUUAUUGUAGGGAAUGUAGCAUGCAUGUCUAAAAGGGUGUAGUCACACCUAACAGCUCUACAGGGCAUGAUGACCUGCUGGUUCAAAUAUAAUUUCUUUGUCAUUCGUCAUCUAUCUCAAACACAGAAAUGCCAUUGCUAAAAAUUAAUGCCUCCAAAACGGUUCUCAAAAGAUCCUAUUCCCACAAAUAAGCGUAAGAACCGCUGGGAUUCAUCAUCUGAGUGUGUGCAUUAAGCUGUUAGGUCUCAUACGAGAUCUCCAUUGGGUUCCUGUGAGUGAGCGCAUUAACUACAAAAUUCUGUCCCUGGCGUACAGCUGCAGCGAUGGCUCAGCACCGAAAUAUCUCAAGGAACUGAUUUAUAAACAUAUAUCCGUGAAGAGCCUGCGGUCUUCAUCACAGUACUUGUUGUUCCUAUUAUAGUGUGGAUAAACACAGGAAAAAUUCGUACGGAGUGCGCUCUUUUGAAGCGAUAGCACCAACAUUAUGGAACAGUUGGCCUCAAUGUUUGAGGGGAAUUGUAAAUGAUAAAAAAUCAUUUAAGAAAAGAUUAAAUUUUUUUUUGUUUAAAUAGAUUCCCGGGGACCAGAGCGCAGUGAGCAUGCUAAAACGGCAUGAAUGCCGGCACGAUAUAGAUAUCAAAUCAAUCGUAUCUACCUCUUUAACUCUUACCCAUUUCUUACCCUCUCAGUAGUCAUAGAGAUCCUUUCGAUAGGGCACACCUCUCCGUCGCUGCCUGAACAAAGUAAACAGCAAUAGAUCAUCAAAACAAACAUAGAUAAUAGACUAUGGCGCCAGUAUAAGACCUGGACUAAUAGGUUUUUUUUAUGAUCGAUACUAUACCAGGAAGAAUAAGCUCAUAAAUUAUUUACGUUUUAAAAAUUCUUGAUUAAAUCUUUUCAAAUAAGACGCCCCACUACCCACUACAUGUUACCAGGUUCGUAACCUCAAUAUUUUGUCUUGGACCGGACGAGGAAAUCUGUGGAUGAAAUAGCGGGUAUUGUGAUAUUGCACCUUAAAUCUACGGGCAGCGUUCGUUGCGCUAUCAGUUUCCAGCACUCAAUAGGGUGUUCGUUUACAGACGAGACAGGUUUAUAUUUACGACACCCAUUAAAACACAGGGAGAGAGACGGGUGUACAUAUCUGUUUGUGCACAACCUCAGAACGUGCAUGUACAUGUCAAGGGAGUAUGAGAAUGUGCGGUACGUGGUGAGAUUUUUUUACGGUUUUGGAUUUACAGUGAAGAAAAUCUUGGCUGCCAUUUUAUUGCCUCAAGAAAUUUUUAAAACGAUUGUCUGGUUUAGUACAAAGUUUAACGAUAUUUUUUUUUUUAAAGUUCUUCAUUUCAACGAAAGUGCAAAUUUCGGUCUGUGAUAUUGUGUAGAUGAAUUUAAGAGGUUUAAAAAAAAAAAAAAAAAAAAAAAAAAAAAAAAAUGAAUUAAGACGUCGUAAGCAAGACGCUAAAUGUUGAAUCGUGUUUUAUCAGAACACUAAGCCAUUUUUGGGAGAAGAUGAACAUUGUCAGGACAAGCAAACAUUUAUACGACAGUUCCCCUACCAAGUCAGUGUAAAGUUAAGACCGACAUGUCCCCUACCUUGUCAGAGUAAAGUUAAGACCAACAGGUCCCCUACCCCAGUCAGACUAAAGUUAAGACCGACAGGUCACCUACCCAGUCAGACUAAAGUUAAGACCAACAGUUCCCCUACCAAGUCAGUGUAAAGUUAAGACCGACAGGUUCCCUACCCAGUCAGACUAAAGUUAAGACCGACAGGUUCCCUACCCAGUCAGACUAAAGUUAACACCGUCAGAUCCCCUACCCAGUCAGACUAAAGUUAACACCAGGUAGUGAUUUUAAGGGGAACCACCGGCUAUCGGAGCGGGACACUCAAGAGUGCAAUAUCUCGCCACCCAACAGGUUACAGGCAAACAACGGGUUGGGCGGGAAAAUGGAAUAAAAAGGGGGGAGACAAUUGGCAGGAAAUCGAUCCCGGUGAUCGGUCGUGAAAUCAUUUCUCUUGGGUUGACAAACAGUCGGAAGUAGGUGGAAACCUGAGGCUACCGAGAUGGGUGAGUUACAGAAUUGUAGAGAAUUUUUUGUACAGACUGACUCUAUAUUUUGUCCGAAGUAGAAUGAGCUUUGAACCCCAUACGAUUUAUCGUUUCUUUAAAGAUAUUUAAACAAAGAAACACACAUUAUGAAAAUGUAUAUCAAACGUAUUGGUCUAAAUAAAUUUUUUCCAUUACUUUUUCAAAGCAAAAUUUGCGUAUUAAACUAAUUUAUUUAGACCAAUAAUAGUGACGCAAUCAAUGUAAGUACAAGCCAAAACUAUUAUGCAUUACAUGUCAAUAGUUUUGGCUUAUUCAGAAUAAUAAAAUGUCACAAAGAUUUGUUAAAUUAUUGAACAAUAGCCUCGCGUUUAAAGUGUCAUAUUUUGCAAUUAAAUUAUUAUACAUUAUUCAUGAUAAAAAAUUCUCACCGACAGACGGUUCAAUAAAAUUUUUUAAAAUAAUGUACAGACCAUCCGACAUUUAUUGAUUAGGAGGUUUCAAUUUCAACUGAUAGCCCACAGUAGGCUGUUUAUGUGGUCAGGUUUCACUCUUGAACCGAGUAGUCCGUAGUGGAUGUUUACGACACGUACAUACUGUUCUACACUUUUAACUUAAAAACCCUACCAGUUUUUCUGAAACUUAAAUUAAUGGUAAAUACAUGAAUUUUUUUUUUUAAUACCUUUUGUUUUAAAUCCUCCGUUAUUGCUGUGAGACAGAUAAAUGUUCUGUACUUACAUGUUUUUUACUGAUCGUUAUACAAUGUGUCUCUCUAGAUUAAGGGUUCCCUAACUCGCAGGCUUGCAACCCAAGAUGGGUGGCUUUUCAAAGGGUGCCGGGGUGGGGGGGGGGGGGGGUUCAAAGAGUGAGAGGAAGAUUUAUCAUGAGAAAAUGCGAGCUUUUUACCAUUAUGUUAGGAGAUAAUGUCCAAAUACUUUAAAUAAUCUUGAUGAACACUUUGCUGUAUGUUUUUAGCCACAAGUCUAUUUCUCACGUUCUACAUUUCCUUAUUGUAAUUACAUGAAACGAUUAGUGGUUCAUUGACUCAAACAUUUCGUAGGGCUGCAGAAUAACCUGGACAGCUCGGGGUAACACACUUUAUAUAAGAUGGUCUAAUUGUGCUAAGAAAAAAAAUAAGUCAAAAGUCUGUUUUAUUGGGUUUUACCGCUUUUAGAUCUUUUAUGGUUGCAGUGUAAACAUAAGAAAAAUUAUGACUUCCUCUGAUAAAGUUCACAGUGUUUAAUGGAGUAGAGUAUAUAAAAGACAUAAAUUACACAUGCCGAUGACAUGAGACAUAACCAGUGAAAUAAAUAAUUUAUGUGGCUAAAGAAAAAGCAAAGGGCUGGAUAUCUUAUUAUUUUUCCCCCAAACAUCGUGAUGAAACAAUGGAGAAAUGUGUUUCCAUGAUUUCGAUUUUCAGACAAUCUCAGUACAUCUUUAAGUUGGUUAAAUGAUUAGAAAAACGUUUCUGGUAUUAAAAAUAAAUACUUAUGGACUGUAGAACUAAAAUAUUGGAUUGACAUAAUAAAACUAGUUUGGGCGCAUGCGUAUAAAGCUUCUUUAAAAAAAGACAAUUGGGAACACUGGUUCUUAAACUUAGAUCAUUUCUAUGGGAAAAUAUUGUUCUCUCUCUUAUUAUGUGACUUAUUGUAACACUGUUGUACUAGUUGGCUCAACUAUCUCCCUAGUUGCCUUCACUGUUGCACUACUUGAUGGCUGUUUUUUUUUAUUCCUCUUUUCUCCUUCUUUUCCUCCCAACAUUUCUAUUCCACUGGGGAAGAAGAAAAGGUUAAAAAAAAAAACUGUACAGAAUCGAGUCAGAAUUAGUCAAAGAUUCAGUUUCCCAUAAUCAGAGAAAGCAAUUGACGGUAAAAUAAAACGCUCGCUUUAGUCUUUAAAUCCCUUUGUCUUCAUUCGUUAAACUUGGCCGAAAAUGACACCCACCACUCAUUGUAGGAAAAAACAGUUGCCACAAGAGUCCGACCGCCCUUUAGCCACUCCAUUCCCAUGGCUCUGGCUAGAACACCACUGUUACAAAUCUACUGAUCCAGCAUUUCUUUCAGCUUUGUUCCACAACACAUCUAAGCUUGGCGUCUCCUACGAGAAUGUCCUUUCAAAAAUGUCGCUUUGCCUGCCGGUUUACAACAAUGCUUUGAUCGUAUUGUUUUCCACGACCCCUUUGUCACAGAUGAUAGAAUAGCCCGGAACAUUGAAGGCAAGAAAAAGCCCGGGCAUAGAUCUAAAUCUCGUGACAUGUCAUGGAAAGGAUUCAAACAAAGUAAGGCAAAAUUUGGGGGGAAAAACAAUGCAAAAAAAAACAACAACGAACGUGUCGGCAAGAAGCCUUCAUCAGAGGAAAAAAAAAAAAAAAAAAAAAAAAAAAAAAAAAUAAAACAAAUAAAAAAUAAAAAAAAAAAAAAAAAAAAAAAAAAAAACGAAACGGUCGGAAAAAAACCUUCAAAAGGGGAAAAAAAAAAAAAACAAAAAAAAAAACAGAAUUUAAUACAAAUAACAAUUAACUGAAGUGUAGUGUCCGAGUGGACAGCAAGUGGAAUGUGGUAGAAAAUAAGUAGAUGAGAGAUUAAAUACAGGCAAAAAGUGAAAGAAGAGAGGAAAAUUAAUUCCACUGAGAUGACAUGUCAUGACAGCCUGCUAUGCCAAAAUCACUUCAGAAAAAAACCUGUUAGUGCAAAUGUAAGCCCUGUCAACGGCCCAGGCAGUACAUUGAAAACUCUACCGCAUUGUCACACACAAAAAAAAAAACAACAACAAAAUAACCCAUCUCUUAGUUAGUACGUGAAUUCUCACAACAAAGUAAAUUAAUUGUUGCGUUCAGAAAGAUAAUGAAAGUUGCAGUGAAACAGCGUGCUCUUCUUAGACGAUUACAUUUCUAAGCCUUGUGGAUACACCUGUUUCCCAUUAUAUGAACACAACAACAAAUGAUUUUCUUUACAGGGUGAAUGACAAUAUCGUGGAACUCCCUCACCCCAUGGGCGUCCGCAGGUAGGGGCAAGGGGGGCACUUGCCCCCCCCCCUGGAUUGAUUGGAUAAAAAAAUUUUAGACAACGAUAGACACAAAAUUUAUUAAAGUAAAGAGAAAAUAAAGAGAAAGUAGCUAAGCUGAUGUCCUGUCCGUUCGUUCACCAUACAAAUACGCUACAGUAAAUUAAAACUAUAUUAAAACAUUACUAAAAAAUGUUUGCCCCCCUGGAAAGAUAAUCGAUUUUGUGACCCCCCCCCCUAGAAAGUUUUCUGCGGGCGCCCAUGCCUCACCCACUUCUCUGUAAUUAAAAAUAAUUAAAUGUGAAAAAGAUGAAGAUCGAUAAUUUUCUCAAUUUGUUCAUUGUUUAAUACCUGCCAUUUUAAUAUCGAGUUUCACUUCAUUAUGUUAUUGUUAGCACCUGCCAUUUUUAUAGAGAGUUUUACCUCAUAUGUUUUUUUAAUGCCUGACAAUUUAAUAUCGAGUUUCACCGGAAAAAGGUCAUUGGAAGUGGUGGAAAAUUGAAGGGGCGUCGAUUUUAAAAAAAAAGUAAACAAAAGCCCAUUUGUAAAACUGAAGACGCAUUUGAUCAGACGCCCAAUAAACAACAGAGCACUUCUUUUGAAAUCUUUUGAUGGGAACCUUGUUUAGUUCUUGGACACAAUCUUCUUUUGUAAGUCCUUUACUUUGUUCUUUAUUCACAUAUUCUAUGUAGAAGUUUUAAUGCUUACAUUUUUUACAGAUGAUCUACUUAUUAUUAUGUUUUAAAAAAAUUUAAAAAACUUAUGUAACCGUAAUCUAGUUUCAAAUCUGAAUAAGCAAAAUGGGUAGACAUGUUCAACAGUUUCAGAACGUUACAAAAUUUUAAAAGCUAAAUUAAGACAAGAAAACAAGAAGAAUAAAAUGCGAAUUCUUAUUCACCGAUUCCGAAACCCACAACAACAACAACAACAACCUGUCUGGGGACACUCUGCUUUGAAACACCUGCCGGGCAUUAGCUCUGCGAUUUUAAUGCGUUCAAUUCAUUGCUUGGUGUGAGGACCACAUGUGACGUCGAUAAGUCAGUGAGUCUACUCCAAUAAAACAGUGUUCUCCAGAGUCUUCUAUAGAACACUUUGACUGGAACACGUAGGACUGCUAGAAAGAGCUGAAAAGGGGUGAGGGGCGUGGUUGAUUUUUAAACAGAUUCCUUCGCUCAAUUCGUAAAGAAACGAUAUAAUUAAAUAAUUUUUUUUAAAUUUUUUUUUCCACACUAAUAGUCUAUUUCAAUUAAUAUUGUUAAAAAGAAUUGUGAAAUUCGUUUCUUUGUGUAUUUGGCCACCUUCCACUUUUAGAUUGAGACCGCAUAACUACAGCACAUAGAAAUGUCGGAAUACUGUAUUACGCCAUCAAGUCUCUGAUUCAAUGACUUCAGACUAUCUUAAAAGUUUAAAAAAAUAAUUGCCAAUGAUUGUUAACAAUUUUAAGGAAAAAAAGAAAAAGAAACAACAACGUAAUAAUAAACUCUAAUGGCACUCUCGAUAUUUUAUUUCUUCUUCUAAAUUUCUUUUAUAUUUUGAGGGCCCACGAUCAAUUUACUGAUCAUUCUGGGUCCUGGUUUGAAUUUAGAGUUAGCCUUCACUACGAUGAGUUGCCGUCCAAGGCUAACGCGCCCCGACCAAUCGCGGUGCUGGGACGUUGGCUUUAGUGGGGAUUGAACCAGCUGCUUUUUGGCAUUGAGUCAAAGACCGCUCGGCCACCUAGCGCCACGAUUUGCACGACCGUGUACACAACUUUGCUGCAAUCAGCCGGGGGAGAACUUCUAUCUUCAGAGAUCACUCGAAAUCUCACUGUAUAUUAUAAAAUCAGAAAUAGGAUACGGUAAUAUUUAAAAUCCGUGGUUCCGUUUUAACGAUCACAUAAGGAAUAAGAAAGGCAAAAUUCACAUUUUGGGGUGGGGUGGGGGUGGAACUGUUGAUGUUGUCAUGCCAGGAAGAAUAGGACACUGUUGCAAGGUGCAACGGGUAGUCGUGGUAUCACAUCAGGACGUCCUGUAACAGGAUCCAUUGAGAUUUCAUGCUAAGGCCUGGACUCGUAGUAUCAUAUCAGGACGUCCUGUAACAUGAUCCAUUGAGAUUUCAUGCUGAGACCUGGACUCGUAGUAUCAUAUCAGGACGUCCUGUAACAUUAUCCAUUGAGAUUUCAUGCUGAGACCUGGACUCGUAGUAUCUUAUCAGGACGUCCUGUAACAUUAUCCAUUGAGAUUUCAUGCUGAGACCUGGAUAUGUUUGUUUGUUUUCGCAUACACUUGAACGCAGAUAAGGAACUGACUGGUCUAUCAGACAUGACAGCAAUGAUCUCACUGUUCAGGUUCAGAAAACUGUCAGACAAUAAAUAGUUUUAAGGUUCUUGAGAUAGUUUUGAAUUAGUUUUUUUUUUUUUUUUAACGAGACGUGCGCCAUUAUUUUUUCUCUUUAUUAAAGUCAACAAGCACAUUUUUUAUGGUUGAACUGUCUUGACACUUUUUAUGGUUGAAUUGUCUUGACACUUUUUAUGGUUGAACUGUCUUGACACUUUUUAUGGUUGAACUGUCUUAACACUUUUUAUGGUUGAACUGUCUUAACAAUUUUUAUGGUUUAACUGUCUUGACACUUUUUAUGGUUGAACUGUCUUGACACUUUUUAUUGUUGAACUGUCUUGACACUUUAUAGAAUGCCAGCGUUAUAAUAUCAGAGUUAUAACACCAAAGUUAUAAUGCCAGAGUUAUAAUGCCAGAGUUAUAAUGCCAGAGUUAUAAUGUAAGAGAUAAAAUACCAGUUAUAAUGUUAUUAUUACUGUUAUAAAAUCAUUAAUGUAUUCAAACUCAAACCCGCUAACGCAAGAAAAUGGGAGCCCCUGAAAAGGGAAUUAUGCAGCGAUCUAGUUAAGCCCGAAAGGGAGUUGAGUUGCAGACUACCUCCUUUGAAACGAGGAAAGUCACCCAGGUCGGCAAUAGGAAUGUAAGUACAAUGUCUGAGAUGGGGAGAAUUUAAGAGGUGACAACAAAGAUGAAACAAAGACAGGAAAGUGUUCGAAAUAAUUAGAGAGGAUAGCUAAGGGGGCGGAAGAUUUUGAAAGAAAUCGUUAAUGACCUAUGGUCCAUUGUGAUGUGAAAUAAAUUUUUAAUGACCUUUCCCCCACUGGUCGCUGAAAGAAAUUGUUAACAUCAUAUGAGUUGAAAAUACAAAGAAAAAGAGUUAAAAAAAAAAAAGAAGUAUUUUCUGAGAUAUUUUAAAGAAAAUUUGCCUUCUGAGUAAAAAUUUUAAAAUAAAAGCUGGGUCAUUAUUUAAAGACAACUAAAGUAUGUAUGCCCUAACUCUAGCUGACCACACAAUAACCCUUAGUGAUGGUUUGGUUUGGUUUGGUUUGGUUUGGGGGGAGGGGGGCAUUCGUUAAGACCAUGACGUAUACCGUUUUCUUUACGCACUGUGAACACAAAUCACGAGACCAUGACGCCCUCAAUACAUCUCAUUACAGCCAACAAAGCGACGGCCAGAAGAAGUCAUAAUGCCUUCGGGAUCGCCACGUUGACACUCUUGAUUAAUACAUCCCCCUACAGCCCCCCUCCCCCUCUAGGGAAGCCUUACUGUUUGUGACCUUGACCCCCCAGUCAGCCAUAUCCUCCAACCUUGUCAAAAAUUCCGCUAUUUGUAUUGGUUACCGGUACCUUAUCUCGGACUGGAUAUUUGCACAUAUUUUGAUUGCAUUGCCUUUCAAGCAAUCAAUAUCCCGCUGGAGAAAGGCUGAUAGCAAUGUACAUUUGUUUUAGCGUUUCCCCCUUCUAGCCUCUGAUUAUUAAUUAUCGGUCUCUUCAACUGACACCGACUGAAAUAGGUAUAAAAGUUUGGUUAAAAUGUACCGAACAGUUCUGUAUUACAAACUCGAAAGGCUAAUUGGCUAUUUGAUGCUCAAUGAUUUAAGCAAGUCAUUGGUGUGAUGGAAUAUUUUUAAGAAAGUACGGCGACAUUACAACAUUAAAUGCUUGACUUAAAUUUUCAUCGGUCAUGUUCUCAACACAAAAUAUAUGAAGGUCGUUAUAAGGGAUGGGUGAUGGAGGAUGUAUCACAUUGUGACACAUGUCCAACUUUACAUUAUCACCGCCAUGAAAAUAUCAAAUGGUAAAUCUGGUUGACUGCUGACUUUAUUUUCGCAUUGUUUGUGGAAAAAAACAACCCGAUCCCCUUUACUUCACGUUGAAGUAGGCGAUUGAACGCUACAUAGCAAAUAUUUGUUAUACAGGUAACGCUAAAUUUCUUAUAUAAUAUAUAUAUAUAUAUAUUGCUGCUGGUGCGUCCUACUUCCUCUUUAAAACAACCCCCAGCUCCACAUGUUUUAUAUUAUUAGUACUGAGUGGGAAAAAAAAAGAUAUUGAAACUCAUGCGUGACGGUUGAACUCCGGUAAUUAUGUUGAUUCUUUUCUUUAGUGGGAGGCGACUAUUAUAUUAAUAAAGAGUCAAAGGUAUGGUGUAGGAAUGACUGUAGGACUGUCUGUACGGCUGUCUGUAGGACUGUUUGUUUAAAGGCCGGCGGGUAGGGUGUGGGACUUUCUGUAGGACUGUUGUUUAAAGACCGGCGGGUAGAGUAUGGGACUUUCUGUAGGACUGUUUGGAUAAAGGCCGCGGGUAGGGUGUGGGACUUUCUGUGGGACUGUUUGGAUAAAGACCGGCGGGUAAGGUGUCGGACUUUCAGUAGGACUGUUUGGAUAAAGACCGGCGGGUAGGGUUUGGGACUUUCUGUAGGACUGUUUGGAUAAAGGCCUGCGGGUAGGGUGUGGGACUUUCUGUAGGACUGUUUGGAUAAAGAAUGUAGGGGUGUUUGGAUUAAGGCCGGCGGGUAGGGUGUGGGACUUUCUGUAGGACUGUUUGGAUAAAGACCGGCGGGUAGGGUGUGGGACUUUCUGUAGGACUGUUUGGAUAAAGACCGGCGGGUAGGGUGUGGGACUUUCUGUAGGACUGUUUGGAUAAAGACCGGCGGGUAGGGUGUUGGACUUUCUGUAGGACUGUUUGGAUAACGACCGGCGGGUAGGGUUUGGGACUUUCUGUAGGACUGUUUGGAUAAAGGCCGACGGGUAGGGUGUGGGACUUUCUUUAGGACCGUUGUUUAAAGACCGGCGGGUAGGGUGUGGGACUUUCUGUAGGACUGUUUGGAUAAAGACCAGCGGGUAGGGUGUGGGACUUUCUGUAGGACUGUUUGGAUAAAGGCCGGCGGGUAGGGUGUGGGACUUUCUGUAGGACUGUUUGGAUAAAGGCCGACGGGUAGGGUGUGGGACUUUCUGUAGGACUGUUGUUUAAAGACCGGCGGGGAGGGUGUGGGACUUUCUGUAGGACUGGUUGGAUAAAGACCGGCGGGAGGCGGGUAGGGUGUGGGAGUUUCUGUAGGACUGUUUGGAUAAAGGCCGGCGGGUAGGGUGUGGGACUUUUUGUAGGACUGUUUGGAUAAAGACCGGCGGGUAGGGUGUGGGACUUUCUGUAGGACUGUUUGGAUAAAGGCCGGUGGGUAGGGUGUGGGACUUUCUGUGGAACUGUUGUUUAAAGGCGGUCAUAUAUUAUAGAAAAUGAGAAGUUAACUAUUUUUUGUCACACUUAGAUUCACAUGGGUAUUUUAUCAAAAUUCUCGGACCAGAUGAAAAACAACAACAAUCAAAUGCCUUCGGUUAAGCACUAGUAUCUAUAAUUUUUUUUUAUGCAGGGUGAUUAUAGAAGUUUUUAUUCAUUCAAAAAUUGUGUAUAUUAUUAUCCCUUUACCAACACUUGAAAUAGUUAUAGUUAAAUUUCGAAUUGGAACCAAAGAAAAAUAAUAAUAAGUAUAAUGGUUGCACAACUUUCGUUUAGAAGAAUGGAAUCUCGUGUAGAAAGAUAGAUUCAUCAACUUUACAUCUUGUUUAUUUUAGAGAGAUAGUUUUAGGGAAAAAACAAACAAUUUUCACAUAUUUGAAAUUUUCUUUUUACAGGUUAAUCUAUCUGAAUGACUGAAUAUAUCUGAAUUACUGAAUCUAUCUGAAUGAUUGAAUCUAUUUGAAUGACUGAAUCUACCUGAAUGACUCAUUCUAUCUGAAUAGCUAAAUCUGUCUGAAUGACUGAAUCUAUCUAAAUGACUGAAUCUAUCUGAAUGACUGAAUCUUUCUGAAUGACUGAAUCUAUCUAAAUUACUGAAUCUAUCUGAAUGACGGAAUCUAUCUAAAUGACUUAAUCUACCUGAAUGACCAAGUCUAUCUGAAGGAAAAAGGCUAUCGGAAUGACUUAAUCCAUCUGAAUGACUGAGGUUUUUAAAUGUACAUUUCUGUAAUGUAAGCUAAUCGUAUUUUAUUAUGAUACGCAUUGCUUGUAUAAAACUGCUCAAGAGGACCUCGUUUUAGGUGUUUCACCAAGUCAAUUUUCAGUUCCAAAACUAAUCUGACCAUCAACUUUUAUCAUCGACCUAACGUUUUUAUUAAUUCUGACCCACUUUUAGCGUCAUCCGGACGUCAUGUCGUACUUGGCCACAGGGAAGGCCGGCCGUGACAGGGAGAUGGCCGCCGUCAUGUACAACCUGAAGGAACAAAGAGUCUUGGAGAAGUCCCUCCAGACACUGCAGCUGGAGCAGAGCUACGCUAUACGACUCCUGGAUCUGGACAAUAGGAUAAUCAAAGUAUUUAAUCCAAAAAAAAAAAAAACAACAACAACAAAAGACUAACAACAUUUCUGCUCAUGAAAACUAUAAAUUCAAGCAAAUACAAAUUUAUUACAGAGACAUUAAAUUAAACACAACUAUGUUAUCACAUAAUAUGUAAUGUAGCUUUCACAGAAGAGGGCAAGGAAAUGAUAACUGCUUAAUUUUUUUUAUUCGUAUGCGGAGAAGCCUUGUGCCUAUCACGUUUUCUUUCAUAUUUAUCAUCUCUGGUUUUAACUGCAUUAUUAUUCAUUAUUAACAUUAUUAAUGCUUAUUUAAUUAUUACGUAUAUUAGGAUGAAGAAGGUAAUAAUUUUGAUUUGUUUCAUUCUAUUUUUUUUUAAAAAAAGCUUGAUCCUUUUUCGUAUAUACCAAUACUUUGUGUAAUAUAAUAUCUUAUCACUUAUUUGCUUUCCUCAGGUAAAAUAUAGGAAACUUAAGGAGAAGGUCUCUAAAAUUAAGUCGCACCUACCCGCCGAAGACAUCAGCAAAUUCAGACAGCUCGACCAGGACGGUAAACUCAAACCAAAGUACAGUGACGUGUGUCUGGGCAGCGCCAUCAAAAUAGCCGCGGCUUCCAGACGGCUGAACCUGAGCAGCAGCCGGGCUCCCAGCCGCAGAGCCGUCCGCAGCGCCCUGCCCAGGAUAGCUGUGCAGCCAGACGGCAACGACCUCUCCGGCAGGUCCGCCGCCUCUCUAGGUCAGCCCGCGGCUUCGAGCAGGUUCAAGCGUAGCAACUCUGUGACGGGCGUCUUUACAGAUGCGCCUUCACGUUCGCCCCAGGGCCAACGGCCAGGUUCUGCUUUUGUUCUCCAGAGUCCCACCGGACCACGAAAAACUCCUGCGCAGUUGGUGAAAGAAGACUCAAAUCUGUUAAGCGUAAGAGAGGGCCCUGCGCCCGAGGUGAUUAAGAAGGUCAGGACAUUGACCCUUCCGGAGGCGGAGAAACCCGAAGCGGCAGGGAGGAACAUGUUUUCUUUUCGAUCAUGGUCGGCCGUUCAGCACUCGCACACGCCGUUUUCCAGCCACGCCACUGCCGAGAAGGACGCCCGGGCAGGGUUAAGUACGGCCCCGGCCCAGUACAGUCGGGGGCGGAGACCUUCUCACGGAUCUAACGACUCUAUAGACAGGUAGGCCUAUACUAUCAGUUCAAUAAAACAGAGUCUGCAACUUAGAAUCUAAGAGUUUAUUACUGGUAAUAUUAUCUAAAAUCUCUGGCAUGAAAAUACAUUCUAAAAUGCGAAGAUAUGUAAUACUUGAUGUAAAUAUUUUAUAACAGUCCAUAUAUGAGAAACAAAGUAUUGAUCGAUUACCUUUUUAGUAUCGAAGUUAUUAUAACUUAAUCUUUUUUUUUUUAAUUCUUUCCAUUUGCACAUUAUUUAGUGACUUAAACAAAUUAGAACAGCAAUAAAAAAAAAUAUACAAGACAAUAGAUCACAUAUAAAAACAAUUGCAGAUCAGAAAAUCUUUUAUUUUUAUAAGGACCUGCCUAAUGCAGCGUUUCUCAUCUUGUAGGUCGCGACCCCUUUGCGGGUCGCACGAUCCUUUCACUGGGGUCGCUUAAGACCAUCUAAAAACACAUAUACUCUACAGUUAUAAAUUAUCAACGAAAAUAACUUUGUGGUUGGGGGUCGCCACAACAUGCGGAACCGUAUUAAAGGGUCGCGGCAUUAGAAAGGUUGAGAACCUCUGGCCUAAUGUUAAGCUGAUUUAAAAGACUUCGUUAAAAAGACUUCGCUAAGAAGACUUUAUUAAGGAGACUUUGUUAAGAAGACUCUUUUAAGAAGACUUUGUUUUGUCCACAGUAAUUUGGGAGAAAACGUGUACGAAGAACGCCGCCAGGAAUUGUUGGAGGAGGAGAAUAUAAGGGCAGCAACCCUUGAUAAAAGAACGAAGUUAUUUCUUCAAAAAGUUGAUGAUUAUCUGCAGAAAAACCCGACUUUUGUACAAACGACGCCCACAUUAGAAAACGAGGCGCCGCCCUUGGAAACUAGCAUUAACAGAGAUAUUUUCACACCCGACGUUCGUGUCAAACAUAAAUACCAUAGGCGUAGCAACGCGACGGCCGAGUUCGACGAUACGCCCACGUACUUCCCAGAGAACGGAUACAAGGAGCGCCUGAUGGGCCUGUGGAAAGACAUGAAUAAAUGCCGGUACCUCCGACUGCCGGAGGAGAAGAUCGACCUGUCCGGUAUAAACACACUGGUCAAGGACCAGAUGAAGAUGUUUGAAACACUCAAGCAAGGGGACAGACUCCCUCUGCGUGCCGCAUGGGAAAACUGACGGGGAUAGGAUCAAGGAUAUGGUAGGAUCAGUAAAAGAGUGUCAGUGACAGGAAUAGGAUCAGUGAUAAGGAUAUGAUUAGUGACAGGGAUAUAAUCAGUGACAGGAAUAGGAUCAGUGAUAAGGAAAUGAUCAGCGAAAGGAUAUGAUCAGCGAAAGAAUAUGAUCAGUGACAGGGAUAGGACCAGUGACAGGGAUAGGACCAGUGACAGAGAUAGGACCAAUGACAGGGAUAGGACCAAUGACAGGGAUAGGACCAGUGACAGGGAUAUGACCAGUGACAGGGAUAGGACCAAUACAGGGAUAGGACCAGUGACAGGGAUAGGACCAAUGACAAGGAUAGGACCAGUGACAGGGAUAGGACCAAUGACAGGGAUAGGACCAAUGACAGGGAUAGGACCAGUGACAGGGAUAGGACCAGUGACAGGGAUAGGACCAGUGACAGGGAUAGGAUCAAUGACAGGGAUAGGAUCAGUGACAGGGAUAGGAUCAGUGACAGGGAUAGGAUCAGUGACACUAAUUGGAAAGGAAUAAAAGAAUUCUAGGGUCCGCAUUCUCCCCCCCCCCCCCCCCCCCCCCAGGGAAAGGACCAGUGACAGGGAUAGGACCAGUGAAAGGGAUAGGAUCAAUGACAGGGAUAGGAUCAGUGACAGGGAUAGGAUCAGUGACAGGGAUAGGAUCAGUGACACUAAUUGGAAAGGAAUAAAAGAAUUCUAGGGUCCGCAUUCUCCCCCCCCCCCUCCCCCUCUAAUCAUGCAUUAGCAUUGGGCGAUAGAAUAGUUGAUCAGUAUUCAUGAAAACAUCAUGUCACGGGUUUAUAAUUUUUUUUAUAAAGGUAACUUUGUUUAGACUUUGUAGAAACGGUUUCAUAUUUUGACACAUGACAUCAGACGUGCUCUAGCUUCGACCAGUCACGUGAUCUGUCAUUCAAAGAGUUCACUGAACAUGUUAUUUUUGUGUUAAACCAUGUCGUAUUUUGAGUCAUUCCGUUCAUCUCUGCCAUUCUAACUGGCCCACUGCGUCUGGUAACCAAGGAUGACGUCAUUGAAAAAAAAUACUAUUGGAGUAAACUUAACAAUUUUUCAAGAUAACAUAAAAUAUUAAAAAACAGUACCUCUCGGUUAAACCUUUCAGUGUGACUGACGACUGACUGCUAACUCUAAGAGAAAUGAAGACAACUUGAUGUUCAUUGUGUUGUAUAUUUUCAACAUAGGACACACACCGUGAACACUGAACAUGUGUCUCGUGAUAUUUACAAGGGCAAUGCCUGAAGACUUUAUUUUAUUUAUUUAUUUUUUAAAAAAAGAGAGGACACAUUGUUCUCAUGUUUCUAUAAAUAAAGUGAAUAUGGGAUCGAUCUGAACAGAACCCCAUCCAUGUUCACAUGGCACUACUCAGAUCUUGUCAUUUUUUUCUAUUGUUGUUGUUGAGGGUGGUGACGUUACAGGGUCUUGGCGUUUGUUGUUGUGCUUUAUUGUUCUCAUCAUUCAUAUUGUCAUGGUAUUAUUUAAUGAAUACAUUGUUACAUGGUGUCCGUUUAGUCCCCAGUGCUCG
This is a messenger RNA of Lymnaea stagnalis (great pond snail), 24567 nucleotides long. The record is from the annotation of a GenBank genome assembly. NCBI's taxonomy places the organism in Eukaryota, Metazoa, Mollusca, Gastropoda, Lymnaeidae.